Theileria equi strain WA is the source of this 675-nucleotide messenger RNA. RefSeq lists its product as hypothetical. The record is from RefSeq and is a predicted model, not a curated record. Lineage: Eukaryota; Apicomplexa; Aconoidasida; Piroplasmida; Theileriidae. Bases 1 to 675 code for a protein of 224 amino acids. The transcript has a single exon.
AUGAAUAAUUCGCUCGUUUCCUUCCUGGAGAGGAGAAAAAAGAGUACCGUAAAGACGGCGACGUUGCUGCAGCAGACCGACGAGGUUAGCCAGGACGAGAAGUCGGAAUUCAACUCUGACGAGGCCUUUGACGAUAAUUCCGAACAUGACGACGAAUGGAAGGUUUCGGACGACGAGGUUGGCUCUGGGUUCCAGGCCACUCCAGCAGUAGGCGCAGGCUUGAUGAAGAUCGUACAGACGGUGGCGUGCGACGAACAGGACGAGAAAAGCACAAAUAACGAGCAAAAGGUUUCACAUCAAGUGUGGCCCAGGAAAGAAGAGGAAACCGUGAAGGAGGAGGCUCAGCCUGCCGAAGAGCCGUCAAAAAUUUGGGUUCCAAAGUUUAAAUCGGCCAUGCAGAGCACUUUUGUGAACAAGAAUGAUGAUAUUGACCUUGCAGAGUCAGCUAAAUUGGCCUUUGCCAAAUCGGAAGCGGCACUGGCUGCCAAGAAGACUAAAAAGAAGAAGAAACCGACCUCGAUGCCGGAGGAAGACGAGGAAACUUCAUUUGUAAAGAUAAAGUUUGACAUUUUUUCCAUUAUGGAUGAAAAGUACGCAAAGUUUAACGGUUCUACUCAUACAAUGGAUGAGGAAUUGGUAAAGAGCAAGUAUGUCGAGAGGGGACAAGUUAGAUGA